Carassius gibelio (silver crucian carp) is the source of this 1756-nucleotide messenger RNA. RefSeq names its product ferredoxin-2, mitochondrial-like. The record is from RefSeq and is a predicted model, not a curated record. NCBI's taxonomy places the organism in Eukaryota, Metazoa, Chordata, Actinopteri, Cypriniformes, Cyprinidae. Gene Ontology annotation, biological process: positive regulation of oxidoreductase activity; P450-containing electron transport chain. Gene Ontology annotation, molecular function: 2 iron, 2 sulfur cluster binding. Gene Ontology annotation, cellular component: mitochondrion. Bases 27 to 587 code for a protein of 186 amino acids. The transcript has 5 exons.
GCAGGUCACGUGAUCAAAACAGUGUCAUGGCGGCGUCCACAGCGGUCCGCGCGGCCGUGAGCUUCACUCAGAAGUUCGUCCGAGUCUCUCCGGACUGCAGCGCGUGCCCGCUCUACCGACUGAACCUGUGCACCGGAGCCACCGACGGGUUCACCGCUCCGAACAGACACCUGCGGACCAGCAUCGGUGUGUGUCAGAGUGCAGACAGCAGUUCACCGGAGGAGGACGAGCGAGUUGUGAAUGUGGUUUACAUCGACCGCUCCGGUCAGAGGAUCCCCGUCCAGGCCAGGGUCGGCGAGAACGUUCUGUACCUGGCACACAAGCAUGGCAUUGAGCUGGAGGGCGCCUGUGAAGCGUCUCUGGCCUGCUCCACCUGUCACGUGUACGUCAGCAGCGAACACUACGAGAAGCUUCCCGAGCCUGAGGAGAGGGAGGACGAUAUGCUGGACAUGGCCCCGAUGCUGCAGGAGAACUCUCGUCUGGGCUGCCAGAUCAUCCUGACGCCGGAGCUGGACGGCAUGGAGCUGACCCUGCCCAAGGUCACCAGGAACUUCUACGUGGACGGCCACGUGCCCAAACCUCACUGAGACUGAACGGAGACACGGAUCAUAAAGCACUGUGUGAUCCGACACUAACGAUCCUGGUCCUCGGUGAGCGGGUCACAGAGCGCUGGACUCCUGAGCUCCUGCCGAAUCUGGUGCACAGGUAUCUCCACACCAUGGACUCCGGCGUGGCGCUUCAUUACCCCUCAUAGAACCACAACAUUACACCGUUUGCGUUAAAGGGUCAGGUCUGUCAUUAAUCACUCGUCCUCAUCUCGUUGAUCUUCAGAACACAGAUGAAGAUGAAGAUAUUUCUGAUGAAGUCCAGAGCUUUCUGAGCCUGCACACACAGAACAGAACUGAAAUGUUUCAGCAGAAAGUGUUGAAUCAAGUCGUCACACGGACUAUUUUAACGAUGACUAGCUCUUAAAUGCUUAACUUCUCUUCUUUGUGUGCAGGGUCAGAAAGCGCCGGACUUCAUCAGAAAUAUCUUCAUCUGUGUUCUGAAGAUCAACGACAUGAGCACAAGAGAUUAAUGACAGAACUUUUGAAAGUUUUGAGUGGACUAUAUCUUUAAAUGUACUGAAAACAUAAAAAACUUUUCUUUUCAUUCAAGUUUAUUUUUCUUGUAUGAAUAAAGCGAAGCCUCUUUUAGAUCCAUGAAGGUUUUCUGCAUCAGUGUUUUAUGAUAGUUAGGCUAUAUUUGUUUAAUGUUUCUGAUGACUGUCAUGCAGAUGUUGUUAUGUUCAUAGGUUUAUAUUUCACAUGAUCCUGCUCGAUGUCUAACAAACAUUACUGUAGUACUAUAUGUUACUGAUGUGCAACAAACACGACUGUGAUGCACAAACAGGCUUGGUUCUCUUCAUACACCUCUUUCUUUGUUGUUUUCUGGACAUGAUCUCCAAAUGUUUUCCCAAGAACAGAAACAUUCCACUUCAGAAAUACUUCCAGGUGUGUGUAAAUGUGAGUGUGAGUCUGUAGUUGUGGACAGAUGCUCCACAUCUGCUCGGAUCCAGCUGAUGAAGAUGUGUUUACACUGAGAGACUAAUGUUCUGCAGAUCAUUUCAUUUCUAACAAACACAAGAAUCUGUCAAACGCACAAUUAUUGUCUCUGCUCCGAUUAUUCAGAAACCAUAAAUGUGUUGAAGGUUUAUACAGUAUUAGAAAUGUCAUGUUUGAUUCUGAUGUAUAAAAUAAACAGACAGGUGUCAUUA